Dicentrarchus labrax (European seabass) is the source of this 3082-nucleotide messenger RNA. It is a transcript of the gene cdc25b, whose product is annotated as cell division cycle 25B. Gene Ontology annotation, cellular component: cytoplasm; nucleus. The record is from RefSeq and is a predicted model, not a curated record. The transcript has 15 exons. Gene Ontology annotation, biological process: protein dephosphorylation; positive regulation of G2/M transition of mitotic cell cycle; G2/M transition of mitotic cell cycle. Lineage: Eukaryota; Metazoa; Chordata; Actinopteri; Moronidae. Bases 347 to 2068 code for a protein of 573 amino acids. Gene Ontology annotation, molecular function: protein tyrosine phosphatase activity.
UCUUGUUCUCAGAAACCCGGGGGUCGUCAGAGAGGGAGUACGCUGUGCUACAGCUCUCUGACAGGAACAACUAUGUGGCUUUAGUAUCUUAACAAGACCGGAUAAAAGUUUUAACUCCACACGGAACCGCUGAGUCAUUUCCCGCCGAUGUUUCGGGUCGUUUGUGUUUGGAAAAUGUUUUCUUAAAUCGAUGCUAGCUGACUGGGUAGCUUCCGGGUUAGCUCGAAGUUUUUUUUGCUAAUUCUCACGUUCCGACCCCAAAUUCUUAAAAAAAAUAAAAAUAAAAUAAAUCUACAGCUCACAGCGAUAACGUCCUGUAGGAUUUGUACUAAUUGGAGCGCUAAAGAUGGAGACUGUGGAUGUUUUUGGCAGCACCAGUCCUGUAAACACCGUUUUGAAAAGCAGGCCCGACGGGAUCCCCGGGCUUUCCUCGCUCUCUCUGCCCGAGCUGAGCACAAUGAGCGGGCACUGCAGGAACCUGUUCUCCCCUGGACCCGCGACGGUGCUGUCUCCUGUCACCAAUCUGGCUCUGGACAUGAACAAUUUAGUUGUACUCGGAAGCCACUAUGAUACCCCGAAAAGGAGAAAGCAUGCACCACUUGAGAAGGUUCCCUCUUUUGCUUCUGACGUCUCAUCUGAUGCUGGCCUCGGCAUGGAUCCCCCGAGUCCCAUGGAUCCUGUUGAAAUUGAGGACACAUUUGAAAGGGCCAUUCAACAGUCGAGCAGAGUUAUUAACGAAAAGAUGCCAAUUCGAAGAAUCAACUCAUUGCCACUCCAGCUGCAGAGUGUCAGUCCUUCUCUAAAGGGACAGGAAGCGGAUUCUCACCGCUAUGGAAUAUUCGGCCAACAACCUUCCCUAUCCUCUAAACGGGGCAACAAGGAAAACAUGCCGGAGGAGGGCUUUGAAUUCAAGAAACCAACCAAGCCGGCAUCACGUUGUCGCAUGCGCUCCUUCAACAGCGGCCAGUCAAAGGACGCGUUUGCCCGCCGUCCCAGCUCAGCACCAGCCCUCAUGCUUUCUUCACCUCCUCCAAUCCAGCAGCUUGACUUUUGUGACAGCCCCAUGUUCCUGAGACGUUCCUCCCUCACUUCCUCUCUGGACGACGAAGACGACGGCUUCCUGGAAGUUCUGGAUGACAACAUGGAGGAUGACUCUGGGAUGCCAAUGGGAAUGGCCAGCUUGCUCACUGCCCCACUGGUGGCCGACAGCAUCGGAGAAGAUUCUCCUGUGAUUCGCUGUCGACCGCGGAGCCUGUUCCGCUCCCCUUCCAUGCCCAGCCCGGUGUCCCGUCCCUCUGUCAAACGUCCCGACUGCCCCAGAGACGAAAACACGCCAGUGAGGGUGAAGAGGCGACGCAGUCUCGCAGGAACACAAGUCACCACCCUGGAGCAAAACCCUGAAUCCCCGAGAAUGGGCUUCUCUCUGCUCCAGAGGUCCAAGUCCUUCUGCCAGACGGACAUUGAGAAGCUGCUGGACGGAGAGGACGGUUCUAACGAGCUAAUAGGAGAUUUCACCAAGCCUUUUGUACUCCCCACAGUGGAUGGCAAACAUCAAGACCUCAAGUACAUUACCUCAGAGACGAUGGUGGCAGCUGUCUCCAACCAGUUUAAUCAUCUAGUCGAGCAAGUCAUUGUCAUCGACUGCCGCUACCCCUACGAAUUUGAGGGAGGACACAUCAAGGGAGCCCUGAACUUGCACCAGGAGGACCAGGUGGAGGACUUCCUCCUCAAAACACCCAUCAUCCCAUCAUGCCAGGACAAACGCGUCGUCAUAAUCUUCCACUGCGAGUUCUCGUCGGAGCGCGGCCCCCGUAUGUGCCGCUUCGUCAGGGAGCGAGACCGCGCCAUGAACGAGUAUCCCAAACUCCACUACCCCGAGCUCUACAUCCUCAAGGGCGGAUACAAAGACUUCUUCCCCCAUUUCCAGUCACAAUGUGAACCUGAGUCCUACCGGCCCAUGCACCACGAGGACUACAAGGAGGACCUGAGGAAGUUCCGCCUCAAGAGUCGCACCUGGGCCGGGGAGCGCAGCAAGAGAGACAUGUACAGCCGACUCAAGAAGCUGUGAGCGCCUCCUCGUCCUCCUAAACUGCCUCCAAAACACACUGCCUCCCCCCCUGAACAGACGGAGCACAAACUCCUCUCAGCCUGAGGCCUCACCCCACCAAACGAGGAAAUGCCUUUUUAGGAUUGCGCCAACAGAAGGGGAUUUUACAAAGUCUCAAAUGUUCAUUUAACUAUAGCAAAGUUAGUUAUUUAUGCAAAUUUAAAGAGGGGAAAGACGUGACACGAUGAACGCUUGAUCUAAAGAAGUCGCUGAGGUGCAGUGGACAGAUUUCUUUUAAGGUGAUCUGAAGCAAUGUGAUCGUUUUUAAAAACCACUUGGACCUACUGCCUCUUUUACCUUGUUUUUGUUUUUUUACUAUCCUGGCGUUUGCAGCACAAAUCACUGCCAGAUUGCAAUAACACAACCAAACCACACUGCCAAGUCUGAAGUCUCAGUCUCCUCCCUGGAUAUUAUUGCUUUUUAUUUUGCAUUUGUCAUGUCCCACCUUAUUUAAGCACUUAAUUUAAAUACCUUGAAAUGGUCAGGUGCUUUUUUUGUUUUGUUUUUGAUACUAGUUUUAUUUUUAAAUUUUUAAUGAAUUGUGUCUACCCCCCCAUUUACAUAUUUAACACAUUUUGUUGUAUGCCUUUCUCUAGGCGUCCCAAAAUACUAAUUGGACAUUUUAAUGACAACUUGUAUAAGAUUAUUGCAGAGCUUUUCUUUUCUUCUUCCUUUCUGAUCAGUUGCAAUACUUGGUAACUUUUUUUUUUUUCUCGGCCAGAAGAUGCCAAAGCAAACCAACUACCUGUUAACUUUGCAGUGAGAUUUUUUUCUAAUGCUGCAGGUCAGCGAGUGUGAGAGCAUUUUUGAUCUAAGAAAAACAUUCUGUGUUUUGCUUUGAUUCUUUUUUUAAUUUUGAGAGAAACUGUCUUCCCCUCUGCAGAUCUAAUGUUGUUUAAUGAAUUGGGGUGAUUUGAAUAUUUUGGUACAGGCUCGUGGGGGAGCCGCUGAAAUAAACAGCCAAUGUGUGUUCAA